GAAUGAAAUUUUAUACGGCAAAGCAGAUACUAUUUCAUUGGUGGAAAUGUACAUGACAGCUUUCAUUUCUGUCGCUGACAAAUGCCACACAUCCUUGCUUGUCUUUGAUUGAUUCUUUUCGUUGUCAAGCAAGAUGGCGGACCAGACGGAACGUUCAUUUCAAAAGCAACCAACUGUUUUCUUGAACCGUAAGAAAGGAAUUGGUGUGAAGCGUAGCCGCAAACCACUGAGGUACCACAAAGAUGUGGGACUCGGGUUCAAAACUCCUCGAGAGGCUAUUGAAGGCACAUACAUUGACAAGAAAUGCCCAUUCACUGGCAAUGUCUCAAUCCGUGGCCGCAUCCUGACAGGAGUGGUGCAGAAAAUGAAGAUGCAGCGCACCAUUGUCAUCAGGAGAGACUACCUCCACUACCUGCCUAAAUACAACAGAUUUGAGAAGCGACACAGAAAUAUGUCUGUGCAUCUGUCACCUUGCUUCAGGGACGUGGAACUCGGAGAUAUCGUGACAAUUGGUGAAUGCCGGCCGCUCUCCAAGACUGUGAGGUUCAACGUACUGAAGGUGUCCAAGGGCAAGGGAUCCAAGAAAUCCUUCAAAAAGUUCUAAUGUAAUAAACUUACUUUAUAAGUA
Messenger RNA from Plodia interpunctella (Indianmeal moth), 628 nucleotides. RefSeq names its product Ribosomal protein S11 (gene RpS11). Bases 134 to 604 code for a protein of 156 amino acids. NCBI's taxonomy places the organism in Eukaryota, Metazoa, Arthropoda, Insecta, Lepidoptera, Pyralidae. The transcript has 4 exons. The record is from RefSeq and is a predicted model, not a curated record. Gene Ontology annotation, cellular component: cytosolic small ribosomal subunit; ribosome. Gene Ontology annotation, molecular function: structural constituent of ribosome. Gene Ontology annotation, biological process: translation.